Molecule: messenger RNA, 3912 nt
Organism: Halichondria panicea
Lineage: Eukaryota; Metazoa; Porifera; Demospongiae; Suberitida; Halichondriidae
Product: upstream stimulatory factor 1-like
Exons: 6
Coding region: 2349-2621 (90 amino acids)
Biological process (GO): regulation of transcription by RNA polymerase II
Molecular function (GO): protein dimerization activity; DNA-binding transcription factor activity, RNA polymerase II-specific; RNA polymerase II cis-regulatory region sequence-specific DNA binding
Source: RefSeq, a predicted model, not a curated record
UUUCACUUCCAUAGCUAGCUAGCUAGAGAGAAGAAGAAAUUGCGCUGUCAAUCUUGAAGCUCUGAGCAAGUGGUCAAACUAUUUGUCUGUAUUGGUGGAGGCUGAAGACAUGAGUCCAUGGACAGGGACUACUGAGGAACCUUCAUCAAGAACAUUAACAAGAGAUACUACACAUAGGAACAGAGCCGACCGACGUGGAGACGGUUACUAUCGCUACUGAAGAGGUGGUACCCAGUUCACAGUUUGAGAUAGAGAUAAGUCAGAGUGAUGAUGGGGAGAGUGUGGAGCAGCUACAGGCCAGUGACUUGGGCCCUAACUUUGGCCUGUGCAUGAUACCCAGGAGGUCCACACGCUAACUAGCGAUGAUGGUUUGCCCUCUGACAUGACCUCUGAGGAUGGCUCCACCCUCAAUGCUAAUAGGCCACGCCCUCAUCCAGAUGCAGCAAGGUGGACAGACCACCCCCUCAUCACUAGGAGCACCUCAUCUGGUUCAGAGUCUGGCCAAAAUGGUGAGUAAUGGAGGCCAAAUUUAUCAGUGUGACGAUACAUUUUUUUUGCCAAAUCCAAAAGUUAUAGGUUUCGAUAAGUUAUCCAAGUGCUUGUACGUACUAAUUACAUGUAGAACCAUGAGUAUUAUUGCUAAUGUUUGAUAUAAAAUAAUGGAAGUGGUGUUGAAAAAUAGUCAGUUUUUACUAUGUUGUUGUGUGUGUUGAGGUCCUCUGUAUGUGAUGAUCCCACCAUCCAGUAGUGCUGAGAUACUGCAUGCAAUGGGUCGACCUAUAGCACCCAAGAUGAGAGGGAUAUCAACUAUGGAUUAUCACACGGCCGACCCCAUCGUUCAAAUGCAGUUGUGAGUACACAGUUCAUGUGAUUGCCUACCUCUGCAUAACAUGUAUGACAGUAUGUUAGGAAAAGCAUCAUUCUUGCUACAUACACAGGGUUCUGCCUACAGUGGUCGUUUAGGUAAGCUGCGACCACCACUAGGUAUUUUCCGACCACCACUUAGCCUUUCCGACCACUGCUUUACAUUCUACAAGUACUGGCUAGUCCAGUUUAGCUGCUAGUCUUCGCUUACCAGUUUUACUGUCUUGAUGUGCCUUAUAUAGAGCUAACUAUUAAUUGAACUCUACUGCAUGACCAGAACAAUUAAUUGAAUUAAUUGAAGCUGCAGCAUGGCUUUGUUGAGUUCGAGGAGUACUGCAGCUAGCUAGCUAGCUAUACUCUGCCUUAAAACAGGGAGUUGGACCACCUGCUAAGGAAAAGACAAGCUAGAGAGUGAGCAACUGGGUGCAGUUAACACUUUCAAGUACUGAUUAUGACCCGGCCUGUGAUGAAGAAAUCUUAGUAUAGCACCAUACUGUACUGAUGCAAGUACAACAAUGUACAUAUAUAAUUAUGUCAGCUACAGUACCCAUCAAUAAAAAGUUCCCGUUCCGUUUGCGUAAAACGCACAAUUCCGGUUUAAACACAUAAAAAAAAACGCAUAGUUGAACGCAUUGUAUUAUGCAAAACGCUACCGUUUUCACGCAUGUGCAGAAAAAUUGCUGAGUAAGCAGAUUCGUUAACUUGUGAUCGUGCGUACAGUGUAGCAGUAGCUAGCUAGCUAGCUUGUGUACUACAGUAUAGCUGAUUGUCUAGCGCUUUAAUCCUCUCAGUUAGCUUAGUAGGCUGAAAGGGGGGUCCAGGGGUCCUUCCCCGGAAAAUUUUUUAUUCUAGAUGGCCAGAGACGCAAAUAAGGUGGAAGGUUUGGGGGGAAAAUUGGAUAGUUUGGGGGGGAAGUUGGGUAGUUUGGGGGGGAAGCUUCCCCCCUGCCCCCCCCCCCCCACUAGAUAGAACCCUGAUUGUGUAAGUAAUUUCAAUUUUUCAUGAUGACGUCACCAUUUUAAUUUAUAAUGAGAAAUUGGUCGCGUUGUGCAUCCAGUUUAACGCUACCGUUUAUACGUGCGUUUUUAGAAACGGAACGGGAACUUUUUAUUGAUGUAUACUGUAUAUACUUACAUGGCUUACAACACAUGCUAGUUCAAAUUUGUGUCCCCCUUCUCGUACACACCCCCUGCAUGGGCAAAUUUUCCCCCAUCAUUUUUAACCACCUCUCAAAAUUCCUAGGCAGAACCCUGCAUACCGUAUUACUAGAAUACUUUGCUGUUGGUGAAAAACCUUUGCAAAUCAGCCGAAUCGGCAACCCUUUGCGAUCUAACUAUUGCGUUCUGGCAAGGAUCGUGUGUAUUUACCCAAAAUUAGGUUUUGCUGUUUAAAAAUUCGCAUAAUUAUGCUCGUAAAACGUUCUAGUAAUACGGUAACUGUGAGGAGUGUUGUUAUUAUGGUGGUUGGUUUGCAGGUCUGGGGAUAUGGCCACCAACAGGGAAGCUCAGAGGAAGGCUACACACAAUGAAGUUGAGCGUUGUUGGCGUCGGGACAGGAUCAACGAGCUCAUCAAGAUACUGGCUCAGAUAGUGCCUGCUUGUCAGAAGAAAGACGCAACUACUGGUUCCAUUGUCGGGUAUGUGUACAGCAAGGGAACGGUACUGGACCAGACAGUGGACUACUUGAAAGAGCUCGUGUUUCAAACUAACAACUCACAGCCAGUGCCAAAAUCGCAGAGAAAUCAACCAAAGCUUUGAACCAAAUCCUAGUCCUAGAGAAAGAGAACGCAUUUCUUCGAGCACAGAUUAUCCAGUUCGGAAUCGAUGGAGCUGCCUCCUCUGGUCAGAAGCAACCUAACCAGCAACUUCUAAACUCUCCUCUGGCCAGAAAAUCUCCCCUUCACUUACUAUAGCUACAUUGUCAGUAUUAUUAUGUAUACAUAGUUUUUAUACAUGAUAUUUGUGUUAUUGAACCAGAACAUAAUAAAUUUAGAAAAAAAAUGUUGUGAACAUAGCUACGCCCAUUAUAAUUAUGUGCAGCCUAGCCUCCAUCUCAAGCUGCACUUCCUCGAAAGUUGGCCUGGUAGUGUAGACUGCUUGCGCAUGCGCUAACCAUUAGCUACUGAACAUGAAACUGUGCUGAUGAUGAACCUUCAUCAAGAACAAGGUACGUGUGUAUAAUGUGUAGUUAUGCAGUGCAAUGAGUUGACUGUGUACUAUUGAAUGUACAGUACAAAGAAUGGGAACCUAGCAUGCUUACUAGUCUGUAUGUACAUGCACUUGUAUACAAGGUAUGCUUCAAUGUAUGCAGUUUAGGUGUGUACAGGGAAACGUGUGUCAAUUGAGAACACUAGCUCACAAUAUUUGUACAUGACAUUGUACAGUACGUGUACCAGACCCUUCAUCACACUACCAGUUUGAAUGUGUCCAUGUGUUGUUUAUCCUGGCUACAGGACACUGCCGAGGGUAGCACUUCAGUGCUCUAGUUCUAAUUGUAGAUUGACUGAUCGAUUUGUCUUCUGUACUAUUGUUUGAUUUUUCCGCCCCUCAUCUUUUCCGGCCCCCAGUUAUGCGGCCAUUUUUCAGCCCGGCCAAGUGUUGAGGAGACAAGAAGAGGCACUGAGAAUGGAGGUAGAGGCGUACUAUGCUGCUAAGAAGGCCACUCAGUGUGACUAUGACCGUGUGACUCUUUAACCCCUCAGUUCCAUUAGGAUAACUGGGGGCUGGAAAGAUAAGCCUACUAUGCUGCUAAGAAAGAGAGGGGCCUCACGUAAACUGGCCACUCAGUGUGACUAUGAUCAUGUGACUCUUUAACCCCUCAGUUCCCAAGCCCCACCCCUCACUGUCUGACUUGGAAGAGGAGAUAGACUUUGUAUUCUGGGAGAAGGCGUCCACCCUACCCUCGGACAAGACCCCAACCAAGGACCUGAACUUGUUAUGAGACUGUUAAAUAUUAUUUUGUCUGUUUUUGUACUAUUUUCUGGCAAUGUAAUUAUGUAUGUACCACUUCAUGUCAUCAUAAUAACUAUAAUUAUAUGCGAUAAAAUUC